AUGUCGGACACAGAGAGAUUGGUGAAUACGGAAGGAUCAGAGGGCGAACAAAGGUCGGAGGGUGACCGCCCCGCUACAUCGGAAAGAGAAGCUUACUUCCAGGCUUUACGACUAUGGAUUCAACAAGCGCAGAUGUACCAAAACAUAUCGACAUGUUUCCCAUACUAUAUGAUGACUUUACAAGGACUCCAGAACAAUACAACAAAUGUUCCUUUAUUAAAUAAUAACUAUCAAUUUCAUGGUCAAAACUUCCCAUUCCAAGUCCCAAUUCAGGCUCGUCCUCCUGGAGAAAAUCAAGCUCAACCUGAACCAUUCUCACCAGCUGAAGUUAUAGCUAGACAUGGAGGCUAUGAAUAUGUGAUACCACCUCUAUAUAAAAGGAUGAUUGCGGAGUUCAUUGAUUUCUUGCUGCUCUUCAUUCUUAAAUUGAUUGUGACCUGUAUCGCUGUUGAUUUGUUUGGGUUAAUUGACUUGGAUAAGUUUGAUUUCUACAAAUUCAGUGAAGCCUAUGAUGAUUACAAAUAUGCUUUGGAACUCACAACGGAACUACUCUUCUUGGAAAUCAUUUAUAGAGCUCUGGUUUGCGUAUUUGAGGCUUUCUGCUUAAGUAGCAGUGUGGGAAGAACAGGGGGUGCUACGCCUGGCAAAGCUCUGCUUGGUCUGAGAGUGGUGACCGCUUCAGCCAUAAUACCAGUGGAAGGUAGACCCCGCGAGACAGUUCUGUUACAUCCCGGCAAACCUUUGAGUUUCCUUCUAGCAUUAACACGCUCCUUAAUAAAGAACUUCCUCAUCACCCUGUUAUUUCCACUAUGCCUCAUUCUGUUUGUUUUCCGUCACAAUCGCACCGGAUAUGAUCUAGCAUGUGGCGUUCUUGUUGUCGAAGAAAAUAUGUUCCCACCAAGGCGGCAUGCACCGUAA
Danaus chrysippus (African queen) is the source of this 918-nucleotide messenger RNA. The record is from the annotation of a GenBank genome assembly. NCBI's taxonomy places the organism in Eukaryota, Metazoa, Arthropoda, Insecta, Lepidoptera, Nymphalidae.